Messenger RNA from Gaeumannomyces tritici R3-111a-1, 868 nucleotides. RefSeq lists its product as hypothetical. The transcript has a single exon. Bases 7 to 771 code for a protein of 254 amino acids. The record is from RefSeq and is a predicted model, not a curated record. Lineage: Eukaryota; Fungi; Ascomycota; Sordariomycetes; Magnaporthales; Magnaporthaceae.
GCCAAUAUGAACUGCGUACAGCCCCACCGGCUUACCGACUCUUUCGGGUCGGCUCAAGAUCUGCGCUCGACGGGGCGUACGGGCGUCUUCCUCGAGGAAUCUUCCGUCGCUUCAUCCGCGCCUACCCGGACGACACGGAUGGGGUGCCGUAGAACGCCUACUGUACGACUUCUUCCGGCACGGCGACGUCGUGACCCUAAGUCGGGCCAACGGCAUCAAGAAGGGAGACGUCUGGGCCAGGCUCAAAGACUUCUCGCUGAUACUCGCCAAGAUUGUCACCUGCCUGGCCAAAUGCUUGGAUCUCAGGGCAUCCGCCGUCGACAUGACCGAUGUUCAGAACGCGCAGGGCAGGGUUAUAUUCCCGCGUCGGCUAGCAGAGACAACAGCGCGCUUCCCCUAUCCUGCCCGGCCGUUGGUGGGGCUUCCAACGCUGCCCACUCGGAUGCGUUCCUAAUCGGCCCGCCCAGGGUUCCCGGGACGACGACGACUCCGCCCGACCGGUCGGCUCGUUCAGGCGGAGGGGCCGCUGCCUCCAUCACGGGUUCCGGCCGGGCACGGGGACAGCGCGUGGUGGAAGGCAGCAGCCAGGCAGAGCAUAGGCAAUACGGGACCGGCCCUGUUGCACCAAUGUCCCCCCAGGCCGGCAAUCCCCAGGAGCCUCCCCGCGAGGACCGGCCUGAGGGGAGACGGGCAAGCGACCGAAGACAGUGGUUGGUUGUGGAAUGGCGCCGGUGUGCAGCUUUUCUGGGUGCUCGCAACUGCAGCGCAUGAACGACCUUUGUGUAUGUGCAGAUGCCUAGGAGAGGUUGUUUCGAAUUCCUGCAAAUAUGUAGCAUUAUCAUAUAAUGAAUGUCUCGUGUCAAGCAUA